Messenger RNA from Echinops telfairi (small Madagascar hedgehog), 2303 nucleotides. RefSeq names its product junctophilin 4 (gene JPH4). Lineage: Eukaryota; Metazoa; Chordata; Mammalia; Afrosoricida; Tenrecidae. Gene Ontology annotation, cellular component: plasma membrane; junctional membrane complex; endoplasmic reticulum membrane. The record is from RefSeq and is a predicted model, not a curated record. Bases 61 to 1629 code for a protein of 522 amino acids. Gene Ontology annotation, biological process: regulation of synaptic plasticity. The transcript has 5 exons.
CCAGGCCCCAGGAUGCGCUGAGCCGCCGCCGGGGGGGCUGAGGCCGCGCCAACUACAUGCAUGUCCCCCGGGGGCAAGUUCGACUUUGACGACGGGGGCUGCUACGUGGGGGGCUGGGAGGCGGGGCGGGCCCAUGGCUACGGCGUGUGCACGGGGCCCGGCGCCCAGGGCGAGUACAGUGGCUGCUGGGCGCACGGCUUCGAAUCCCUGGGCGUCUUCACGGGGCCCGGCGGACACAGCUACCAGGGCCACUGGCAGCAGGGCAAGCGCGAAGGGCUGGGCGUGGAGCGCAAGAGCCGCUGGACGUACCGCGGCGAGUGGCUGGGCGGGCUGAAGGGGCGCAGCGGCGUGUGGGAGAGCGCGUCGGGCCUGCGCUACGCCGGGCUCUGGAAGGACGGCUUCCAGGACAGCUAUGGCACCGAGACCUACUCCGACGGAGGCACCUACCAAGGCCAGUGGCAGUCCGGGAAGCGCCACGGUUACGGGGUGCGCCAGAGCGUGCCCUACCACCAGGCAGCACUGCUGCGCUCGCCCCGCCGCACCUCACUGGACUCAGGCCACAGCGACCCCCCGACGCCGCCCCCGCCCCUGCCCCUGCCGGGCGACGAGGGAGGCAGCCCGGCCUCGGGCUCCCGGGGUGGCUUCGUGCUGGCUGGGCCUGGGGACGCCGACGGCGCGGCCUCCCGAAAGCGCACCCCGGCGGCUGGUGGCUUCUUCCGUCGCUCAUUGCUGCUCAGCGGGCUCCGGGCCGGCGGGGAGGCUGGGCCCUGUGGGCUGUGGGGCAGGGUCAGGACUUCUGAGGGGAGCUGGGACCACAGGAGGUGUGCCUUGGGACAGGGGGCUAGAGCACUCAAGCCCGGGAAGGCCUACAUCCCCGUCCCUCGGACCCACAGGGCAGCAGACGCCCUCCUAAAGGCAGUGGCCGCCAGCAGCAUCGCUGAGAAGGCCGUGGAGGCAGCUCGAAUGGCCAAACUGAUCGCCCAGGACCUGCAGCCCGUGUUGGAAGUCCCAGGCCGCAGACCCAGGCAGGAUUCAGAAGGCUCCGACACAGAACCCUUGGAUGAGGACAGCCCUGGGGUAUACGAGAAUGGACUAACCCCUUCAGAGGACUCCCCUGAACUGCCCAGCAGUCCUGCCUCCAUCCGCCAGCCCUGGAGGCCCCCUGCCUGCCGGAACCCACUGCCUCCUGGAGGGGAUAGGGGCCCCUUCUCCAGCCCCAGAGCUUGGCCUGAGGAGUGGGGGGGCCCUGGUGAGCAGGCCGAAGAACUAGCCGGCUAUGAGGCUGAGGAUGAGGCCGGGAUGCAGGGGCCGGGGCGGAGAGACGGUGCCCCGCUCCUCAGAGGUGGCAGCCACUGUUCAGAAAGUCUUCAAGAGGAGGAAGGGGAAGAUGAAGAGCCCUUGGCCCAACCCAGGGCCCCAGGAGGCCCUGGGCCUGGGCCCAUGACCACUGCAGCCCUGCGGGCCACGUCCUCCAGGGGUCCCGAGGCCGGGCGCCCCACAGAAGAGCUCGAGGAUCCUACUGCAACUGAGAGGCCCGCCCAGCCGGGAACUGCCAACCUCCUGGUGGUGGGGGCCGUGGCCCUCCUGGACCUCAGCCUGGCAUUCCUGUUCUCCCAGCUCCUUACCUGAGGCCACGGCCUGGCCCAUGGCUGGCCUUGGUUGCUGCCUCUUCGCCCUGGACCUGCCUUUUCCUCUUCCUGGUUUGUUGUUGUUGUUGUUUUGUUUUUCUCUCUGUGACACCCUUUGUUUCUGUCUCUCUCGCAGCUUUCCCUCUGUCCUCCUCUCAGAUGCCUCCUUUAUCCGGGAUCUGUCCACUGUCCUGUCUUCUCUCCCCGCUCCCUCCCCCACCGCACCCCCUCCUCUUUCUCUAGAUUGUUUACAUAUGAAGGGCUUUUCUCUCAGAGUUGCUUUCUUCUCUGAGAUACACAAACCAAGUCAGACCAUUGCCCCAUGCCCCCCCACACACACCUUUUCUUUAGACCUCAACGUCACUAAGGGUGGGGGUGGGGAUGACUUGAGCAGGGCCCCCCCGGGCGCUGACUGGAAAGGAAACAGAAAGUCGAGGAUGCUGGGCAAGCCACUGGCUGGGGCUGCUGUCAUGCCCUGACCUGAGAGGCCAGGCGUCCCUCUGAGGCCGGGUGAACACAGGAGCAGGUCGGCCUCCUCCGCCUGCCUCUUGCCCUGGAGGAGAUGAUCCACCUCCAAGCACUAACCUGGGUGGUGGCCUACCUCUGUCCUUCCCUGAGGGAGACAGGGGAGAUGAAACGCUGAAGACUCCCUAACAACCCCCUCGUUUCCCCCCA